Messenger RNA from Penicillium daleae, 12957 nucleotides. RefSeq lists its product as uncharacterized. Gene Ontology annotation, cellular component: dynein complex. The transcript is spliced from 4 exons. Gene Ontology annotation, molecular function: dynein intermediate chain binding; minus-end-directed microtubule motor activity; ATP hydrolysis activity. Gene Ontology annotation, biological process: microtubule-based movement. The record is from RefSeq and is a predicted model, not a curated record. Bases 1 to 12957 code for a protein of 4318 amino acids. Lineage: Eukaryota; Fungi; Ascomycota; Eurotiomycetes; Eurotiales; Aspergillaceae.
AUGGAGGUCGCCACGCCGGGAAUGUCGAAUGGCGUGUCCACGCCAGAUGCGACAGCUUCGGUGGAUUCCGGUGCGGUCAUUCAGUACCUAACGGAAGUGCUCCAGGUGACAUUGGGCGCUCUGAAAUCCGAGCUGGAGAGCGCCGGGAGCUUGCUCUCGGAUGCUAGAUAUCAUGAGACUGCGCAAAGAUGCUUGCGUUUUGCCUCGGAGUCGCAAGUUGCGCUCUACGUGCAGAAAGAUAUUUCGGCCGCAGAGGAAACAAAUGGCGACGCUGAAGGUGCAGAGUCGAUUGUACAGUAUUCCUACAGCCUCUCCUCGGAGAUCUCCUCCGCCUCGACUACUGUCGCGUCAGUAGCCUUUAUCAAACGUCCCGCUCCGAUCGAUCCUGGUCUCCCUAUCGCCUCGCAGAUUCAGGUGAUGAACCUGCCCGGUGUUGCGUCCUUGAACAAUGCCCAAACGCAGCAGGGAAACGCCAUGUCGCCGUAUCAGAUCUUGCAUCUGCUGCUCCACCACGGAUUGAGUCCCUACUUCGAAGCCUACACCCGUAAUCAGGAAGCGGCCGCUGGCGCAAAAUCGAGAACGGACACCGAGGCAAAGACUGGUAUUCCCGGGACAAAGAAGAAGUUUGCGGAGCUGGAGCUGGGUCUGAUGCACCUGCAGCAGAAUGUGGAAAUUCCUGCGUUGAACCUUCCCCUCCAUGAGGUGGUGCUGGCCGCUCUCAAGGAAGCUGAGGCUAGAGGCAUCAAACCGACUGUGGAACUGAUCCCCUCGGCAGUCUUGGAUAGCAGUGCGUUCACAAACAGCAUUCAGAACACCGUCAAUGGAUGGAUUCGCUCAAUUCAAACCAUCACGAAGAUGUCUCGAGACCCAGACAGUGAUUCGGCCUCCCCAGAGGUGAACUUCUGGUUGUCCAUGGAGACUGCGUUGGAGGGUAUCGAGAACCAGCUGGCCAGCGAUGGAGUUCGACUGACGAUGGACAUUCUCCGCCACGCGAAGCGAUACCAGCCGACCCUGAGUUUUGUGGCGGAUACUGGGCUGAAAGAUGCCACCGAGUUGGUCCAGAAGUACAAUCAACUAAUGCGUGACUUUCCACUGGAUGAGCUCCUCUCUGCCACCUCUCUGCAGAAAGUGCAAGAGUCUUUGGGUCUGAUCUUCAACCAUCUGAACAAGAAACUGAAGAUCUGUCCGUAUCCUAUCAAGCGUGCCCUUUCCCUCGUCGAAGCUAUCUCUGGUGACCUGGAUAAGAAGAUUCAUGAUCUCAUCCAGGGUCGUGAGAUCCUCCACCUGGACUACCGAGAGUUCCGGUCUUUGAUGAAAAUUACCCAGGCAAUUUGGCGCUCCUGGGACGAGAACUUGAAGGAGUUCACUAAUGUAGCCCGCGAGUCGACAAGACGCCGAAACGAGAAGUUUAUCCCCAUCAAGAUCAAUGCUCGACACGACAAAACCCGCGAACGGUUGAAGUAUAUUGAUACAUUCCGUGUCAACCACGAGCAGCUUCAGAAGACCAUCAUCAAUGUUCUUGGCCCCAAGAACGCCUCCCCAACAGAGACCAGCGCUGGCGUUGACUCUGAGGAGACCGUUAUCGUGGAGGAAAUCGGCGAUGUCGAUGCUGUCGAAGAAGUCACGCACGCCUACGCUGCUUUGAAGAAUGUGGACGUGCUGGAUGUCUCUCCUGAAGGAUCACGCAUCUGGGAGCAGGCCGAGAUUGGCUAUAGCGAGCGUACCUCUCGGGUUGAAAACUCCAUCAUUGCUCGCCUGCGUGAUCGCUUGGCUACCGCUAAAAAUGCCAACGAGAUGUUCCGUGUCUUCUCCAAGUUCAACGCUUUGCUCGUCCGCCCCAAAAUUCGCGGUGCCAUUGGCGAGUACCAGACACAGCUGAUCGACAACGUCAAGCGCGAUAUUUCUGCGCUUCAUGAGCGCUUCAAGCAGCAGUAUGGCCAUUCCGAGGCCCAUGCUAUGGCCCAGUUGCGCGAUCUUCCUCCCGUCUCCGGUGCCAUCAUUUGGGCCCGGCAGAUUGAGCGGCAGCUCGAUGGCUACAUGCGCAAGGUGGAAAAUGUUCUUGGCGAGGACUGGCAUCUUCACUCCGAGGGCCAAAAGCUGCAAGCGGAGGGCAACCUCUUCCGUAAGAAGCUUGACACCCGUCCUGUCUUCGAGUCUUGGCUCUAUGAUGUGCAAAGGCGGCAUAUCACCAUCUCCGGACGACUGUUCAAUAUUGUGCGCAACCGCGCCGCCGGAAACAAGCUGGAGCUUACGGUCAACUUCGAUGCCCAAAUCAUCGCAUUGUUCAAGGAGGUGCGCAACCUUAUUUGGUUGAACUUCCAAGUUCCUCAUGCUGUCAGCAACAUUUCGAAGGAGGCAAAGCGUGUUUACCCGUAUGCCAUUAGUCUGAUGGAAAGUGUCCGAACACUGCUCCAGACGAACCGUACCAUUGCCUCCAUGUCUGAUGUUGCCAUUCUCCUCAACGGUUAUGUGAAUGAUUCCCAGGCCAUGGUCAACAAGGGAAUCCCACUGAGAUGGGAGUCUUUUGUGCACUCGUACGAGCUCCAUGUUAAGCAGUCAGCUCUUGCUAAUGGUUCUAUCGACACCGCUAUGCCCAAUCGGACGGAGAGCAAGCACGUUCAAUUCGUUCGUGAGUUUGCUGGCUCCGCAUCCGUCCUCCAAACGAAGACCGCGGUUCUGUCCUCCAUCAAUGAAAACAUUCAGAAGUCCAUCCAUGAGCUCAAAACUUGUCCAUACGAUGCUGCAGCGUUCAAGCAACGCCUGGACGUUAUCCAAGUCGCAGUGGAUAAGCUCAACCUGGAGAACUACGUGAACCUUGGGUACUGGGUUUCGGAGCUGAACGCAAAGAUCGAGUCCAUUCUCAGCGAAAGGCUUCAUCGCGCUAUUCGCGAGUGGAUCAACACCUUCCAGGAGUCUCGCAACGGACAGAUGACAAUCCUGCCAUCAGGUGAACCUGAUGCUAUGAUUUACAAUCUCUCGUUCCCCGAGCUGUUCCAUGAGAUUUCCAUGAAGAACCAGGUUCUCCAUCUCGAUCCUCCCCUUCAGUUCGCUCGCGCAAGCUGGUUCUCGCAGUUUGACUCCUGGCUGGGAGUCAUCUGCAACCUCGAGAAGAUCAAGGCCUCGCGAUACCAGAUCUCCAUCGAUGUGCAGGCUGUUCGCCAGUCGGAAGCUUGCUUCGCAGACCUUCCUCAACGUUGUACAGAAGAGCUUAACCAGGUCUAUGGAGUUGUUGAGAGUCGACUUAAGGACGUGUCUGAGUAUGUUGACAAGUGGCUUCAAUUCCAGUCGCUUUGGGACUUGCAAUCUGAGCAGGUAUAUGAUAUCCUAGGUGAUGAUCUGUCUCAGUGGUUACAACUUCUCCAAGAGAUCCGCAAGAGCCGUGCGACUUUUGAUACUUCUGAAGUUAGCCGGUCUUUCGGCAACAUCAGAAUCGACUAUGAACAGGUUCAGACCAAGGUGAACGCCAAGUAUGACCAGUGGCAGCACGAAAUUCUCCAGAAAUUCGGAGCCAAGCUCGGUGGUCGUGUUAGGGAGGUUCACUCCGAGAUUGCCUCUGCCCGCCGUGAUCUCGAAGGUCAAACUUUGGAAGCCUCAUCUACCGCACAUGCAGUCUCUUUCAUCACAAUCGUUCAGCAAUGUAAGCGCAAGACUCGCGUCUGGGAACCAGAGGUCGAACUCUUCCGCCAGGGUCAGACUACGCUCUCUCGCCAGCGAUACCCAUUCCCCAAUGACUGGCUCCACGUUGAAAAUGUCGAUGGCGAAUGGACUGCUUUGAACGAGCUGCUUGCCCGCAAGAGCAAGAUUGUUCAGGAUCAAACUGAUGCCCUCCGUGCUAAGAUUACUGCCGAGGAUCGUGUUAUCAGUGACAAGAUUGCGGAAGUCAUUGCUCAGUGGAAUGAUGAAAAGCCGGUUUCUGGUACUAUUCCUCCCGAUGAGGCAUCUCGCACCCUCAGUUCCUUCCAGUCGCGACUUGAAUCCCUCCAGUCUGAGUUUGAAAUGGUCUCCAAGGCUAAGGAAGCCCUCGAUCUUCCCACCAGCUCCGACUCGUCCCUUCCCGCAAUUCUUGAGGAGGUUCAGGACUUUAUGUCCGUUUGGGCAGCACUGUCUACGAUCUGGAAGAGCCUUAAUGACUUGCGUGAGGGUCUGUGGACCAGUGUCCAACCUAGAAAGCUCCGACAGGCUCUAGACGGACUUAUCAAGAUGACCAAAGAAAUGCCCAGCCGAAUGAGGCAAUAUGCUGCGUUUGAACACAUCCAGAAUGUCUUACGACAGCUGCUCAAGGUCAAUUCUCUGUUGUCAGAUAUGAAGUCAGAGGCCGUUAAAGAACGACAUUGGCAGAAGAUCUACAAGUCUCUCAAGCCUGGAAAGCGGUUCUCCCUCGUCUCCCUCACACUUGGUGAUGUAUGGGACCUGCAGCUUGCGACCAGUGAAACGAUUAUCCGCAAUAUCAUUGCUCAAGCCCAAGGUGAGAUGGCGUUGGAAGAGUUCUUGAAGUCUGUUCGUGAGACCUGGCAGAACUACUCGCUGGAUCUGGUCAACUACCAGAACAAGUGCCGCCUCAUUCGUGGGUUCGACGAUCUGUUUGCUAAGUGCAGCGAGAAUUUGAACUCUCUCCAAGCUAUGAGGCACUCUCCGUACUACAAAGAAUUUGAAGAAGAAGCUACCUCCUGGGAAGACAAACUGAACCGGGUGCACGUCUUAUUCGAUGUUUGGAUCGAUGUUCAAAGACAAUGGGUCUACCUGGAGGGUGUCUUCACCGGCAAUGCUGAUAUCAAGCACCUCCUUCCUCUCGAGUCAAGCCGCUUCCAGAAUAUAAAUUCCGAGUUCUUUGCGGUUAUGAAGAAGGUUUACAAAUCUCCAUUUGUCUUGGAUGUCCUUGGAAUCAAUGGGGUCCAGAAAUCUUUGGAACGACUGGCUGAGCUGCUCAACAAGAUCCAGAAGGCGCUGGGUGAAUACCUAGAACGCGAACGCGUGUCAUUUCCUCGCUUCUACUUUGUUGGUGACGAGGAUCUCUUGGAAAUUAUCGGUAACAGCAAUGACAUCUUCCGUGUGGCCAAGCACUUCAAGAAGAUGUUUGCCGGUCUGUCAGGUCUUCUAAUGGAUGAUGACAAUAACAUUGUUGGCUUCACGUCCAAGGAGGGCGAAGAGGUCCGCCUCAAGCGCGAGGUCAACCUUGUCAAGACCCCAAGAAUCAAUGACUGGCUGUCUGCGUUGGAGAACAACAUGAAGUUGACCUUGGCGGAGCUGCUUGGUGAGGCCGUUGAGCAAUUCGAAACCCUCUACCAUGCAACCGAGGUGGACCGCACCGCGUUCAAUGAUUUCCUAGCCAACUACCCGGCCCAAAUUGUCGUCCUCGCUAGUCAAGUCGUUUGGACCAAUGCAGUCCAGAAAUCCCUGGAAGAGGGCGGUGUCAACCUGCCAGCAUUGUAUGAGGCUGAGGUCAGAAUCCUUGAGCUACUAGCCGCUACUGUGCUCGGUGAACUGGAUGCUAUCACCCGCAAGAAGUGCGAACACAUGAUCACCGAAUUCGUGCACCAGCGUGAUGCCAUCUCCAAACUCAUCAAGUUCAACGCCACGACUCCCACCCACUACUUGUGGCUGCUGCAGAUGCGAUAUGUCUACCAGCCAGAUGGUGACUUCCUCCAGCGCCUGUAUGUCCACAUGGCCAAUGCUAAGCUGAACUACGGCUUCGAGUACCUGGGUGUGCCCGAGCGUCUUGUCCGCACCCCCCUUACAGAUCGUUGUUUCCUCACCCUCACCCAAGCCCUCUGUCAGCGACUGGGUGGCUCUCCCUAUGGUCCCGCAGGUACUGGUAAAACUGAGUCGGUCAAAGCUCUUGGUCUGCAGCUCGGUCGUUUCACUCUUGUCUUCUGCUGUGACGAUACAUUCGAUUUCCAGGCUAUGGGCCGUAUCUUCCUUGGUAUUUGUCAAGUCGGUGCUUGGGGUUGCUUUGAUGAGUUUAACCGUUUGGAGGAGAGGAUUUUGUCUGCCGUUUCGCAACAAAUUCAGAACAUUCAAAUUGGUCUGCGAAAGGGCGAGGAGGAUGGCAAGUCGCAGAUUGAGCUGGUUGGACGUCGCCUGGCUGUCAAUUCCAACACCGGUAUCUUUAUCACGAUGAACCCUGGAUACGCCGGUCGUUCCAACUUGCCCGAUAACUUGAAGAAGUUAUUCCGCAGUGUCGCGAUGUCAAAGCCCGACAAGGAGCUCAUUGCAGAAGUUAUGCUGUUCUCCCAGGGUUUCAAGCAAGCGAAGCCCCUAUCUAAGCAGACGGUGCCAUUCUUCGAACAUUGUGCCUCUCAACUGUCCAAACAAGCGCACUACGACUUUGGUCUUCGUGCAUUGAAGAGUGUCCUUGUCAGCUCCGGUGGUCUCAAGCGUGCUCGCCUUGCCAAUUCCGAGCGCGAUUUGGGCCCCGAUGAAAUUAUUGAGCCACAGAUUAUCGUCCAGAGCUUGCGAGAGACCAUCGCUCCUAAGCUCGUGCAAGAAGAUGUUGACCGCAUGCUCGAAAUUCAGCUCCGAGACUUCCCCGGAGUUGAAUACGUGCCCGCCAACUACGAAAAGCUUAUCCAGGCGAUCCGAGAGAUCGCCAAGGAGCAACACUUUGUCGAUAGUGAGAUGUGGAUCGCGAAGGCUUUGCAACUGUACCAGAUUCAGAGCAUCCACCAUGGUGUCAUGAUGGUUGGUAAAUCGGGAUCAGGUAAAUCAGCUGCUUGGAAAAUUCUACUGCAAGCCAUGCAACGCAUUGAAGGCGUCGAAGGCGUCUCGCACAUUAUUGACUCGAAGGUCAUGUCCAAGGAAGCUCUCUAUGGUAACCUUGACAGUACGACCCGUGAAUGGACUGACGGUCUUUUCACCGGUAUUCUGCGAAAAAUUGUCGAUAAUCUUCGUGGAGAGGACAGCAAGCGUCACUGGAUUGUGUUCGAUGGUGACGUCGACCCCGAGUGGGUUGAGAACUUGAACAGUGUUCUGGACGACAAUAAGCUGCUCACACUACCCAAUGGUGAACGUCUCAACCUGCCUCCAAAUGUGCGCAUCAUGUUUGAGGUUGAGACUUUGAAGUACGCCACUUUGGCCACUGUCAGUCGUUGCGGUAUGGUCUGGUUCAAUGCCGAUACUGUCACUCCUUCCAUGAUGAUCAACAACUAUGUGGAAGGACUGAAGACCAAGAUUUUCGAGGACCUCGAUGAUGACAGUGUUCCUGCUGGAACAUCCGCUGCUAAAACCCAGGAUACCCAAGAAAUGCUUUCCACGGUCCUCAAACAGCACCUGGAGACCGACGACCUGGUGCUCAAGGCGCUAGAGGAGGCGAAAAGGUACAACCACAUCAUGGACUUCACUGAUAUUCGUGCCCUCAACACUAUGUUCAGCUUGCUGAACAAGGCAUGCCGUAAUGUCUUGGAGUACAACAUACAACAUGUCGACUUCCCGCUGGACUCGGAGCAAAUUGAGUCCUAUAUCUCCAAGAAGCUUCUGCUCACCCUCGUCUGGUCCUUCACCGGUGACUGUCCUCUUACCGACCGCAAGGCCUUUGGUCAGUACGUCGCUGGAAUGACAACCAUUGACCUUCCGCCGGACGGUGACUCGUCUCUCAUUGACUACGAUGUCACCCUCCCGAAGUCAGAGUGGGCCAGCUGGCAGUCGCAGGUGCCUACAAUCGACAUCAACACCCACUCAAUCACCCAGACGGACGUUAUUAUCCCCACCGUGGAUACCGUACGUCAUGAGGAUGUGUUGUACUCCUGGCUUGCUGAGCACAAACCUCUCCUGCUGUGUGGUCCUCCUGGAUCUGGUAAAACUAUGACGCUGUUUGCUGCGUUGAGGAAACUGCCAAACAUGGAGGUUGUCGGCCUCAACUUCUCUAGUGCUACCACUCCGGAUCUUUUGAUCAAGACUUUCGAGCAGUAUUGUGAAUACAAGAAGACUCUCAAUGGUGUGGUGAUGUCUCCCAACCAGAUUGGUCGUUGGCUCGUCAUAUUCUGCGACGAGAUUAAUUUGCCCGCCCCCGAUCGAUACGGCACCCAGCGAGCCAUCUCCUUCCUGCGCCAGCUUGUGGAACAGAAUGGCUUCUGGCGCACUUCCGACAAGACCUGGGUCAGCCUUGAUCGUAUUCAGUUUGUUGGUGCCUGUAACCCGCCGACUGAUGCAGGCCGUACACCAAUGGGCGACCGAUUCUUGCGCCAUGCUCCUCUCAUCAUGGUUGAUUACCCCGGUGAGAUCUCGCUCAACCAAAUCUACGGCACCUUCAAUUCUGCUGUUCUCAAGAUUCUGCCACUGCUCCGCGGAUAUUCCGAGGCCCUCACAAAGGCCAUGGUGCAGUUCUACCUUGAGUCGCAAGCAAGAUUCACGCCCAAGAUUCAGCCCCACUAUGUCUACUCUCCUCGUGAGCUGACUCGCUGGGUUCGUGGUCUCUACGAAGCGAUCAAACCGCUCGAGUCUUUGCCCAUUGAGGGCCUUGUCCGAAUCUGGGCCCAUGAGGCUCUGCGUCUGUUCCAGGAUCGUUUGGUCGCUGAGGACGAGCGAGCUUGGACUGCGGAUGCUGUUCGCCGCAUUGCCCUGGAGCAUUUCCCGACCAUUGACCAAGAGGAGGCAUUGAAGGGUCCCAUCCUGUUCUCCAACUGGCUGUCCAAGCACUACGUACCCGUGGAGCAGGAGCGUCUGCGCGACUUUGUCAAGGCUCGUCUGAAGACAUUCUGCGAAGAAGAGGUUGAUGUUCCUUUGGUGCUGUUCAACGAUGUCCUCGAGCACGCGCUUCGCAUCGACAGAGUGUUCCGUCAGCCUCAAGGCCAUCUCAUUCUCAUUGGUGUUAGCGGAAGUGGAAAGACGACAUUGUCCCGCUUUGUUGCUUGGAUGAACGGCUUGAAGGUCUUCCAGAUCAAGGUGCACGGGAAAUAUUCGUCGGAAGACUUUGAUGACGAUCUGAGGAGCGUUCUUCGCCGGGCUGGUUGCAAGGGUGAGAAGAUUUGUUUCAUUAUGGAUGAAGCCAACGUUCUUGACUCUGGAUUCUUGGAACGUAUGAACACCUUGCUUGCCAACGCCGAGGUUCCUGGUCUCUUUGAGGGCGAUGAAUUCUCCUCGUUGAUGACUGCCUGUAAAGAAGGAGCCCAGCGCCAAGGCCUUAUUCUGGACUCUCAGGAGGAGCUGUACAAGUGGUUCACACAGCAAAUCGUCAAGAACCUGCAUGUGGUCUUUACAAUGAACCCACCUGAGGAGGGACUGUCUUCCAAGGCCGCCACUAGUCCUGCGUUGUUCAAUCGUUGCGUGCUCAACUGGAUGGGUGACUGGUCCGAUCAAGCCUUGUUCCAGGUUGGCUCCGAACUUACCCAGUCCGUGGACCUUGACAAGCCCAACUUCGUCGCUCCUGACAGUAUACCCGUUGCCUACCGCGAAUUGUCUCUGCCGGCUUCGCACAGAGACACUGUCAUUAACGCAAUGGUGUUCAUCCAUCACUCGUUGCACCGGUUCAACCAGCGCCUGCAAAAACAGCAAGGCCGGUCUACUUUCCUCACUCCUCGCCAUUACCUUGACUUUGUUGCCCAAUAUGUCAAGCUGUUUAAUGAGAAGCGCGAGGAUCUCGAGGAGCAACAGCGUCACUUGAACGUCGGUCUUGAGAAGCUUCGCGACACAGUCGACAAGGUCAGCGAUUUGAGGGCCAGCCUAGCCCAGAAGAAGACACAGCUGGAAAAGAAGGACACGGAGGCCAAUGAGAAGCUGCAGCGCAUGGUUGCCGACCAACAGGAAGCGGAGCAAAGGAAGCAGGUGUCUUUGGAGGUUCAGCAAGCUUUGGAGAAGCAGGAGAAGGAAGUAGCAACGAGAAAGGAGGUCGUCUUGAACGAUUUGGCUCGUGCUGAACCUGCAGUCCUGGAGGCUCAGAAGAGUGUCAGCAACAUCAAGCGCCAACACCUGACUGAGGUUCGUUCCAUGGGUAACCCCCCAGCUAGCGUUCGACUUGCUCUUGAAGCCGUAUGCACACUUCUCGGUCACAAGGUCGAUAGCUGGAAGACAAUUCAGGGUAUCAUCCGCAGGGAAGAUUUCAUUGCCAGCAUCGUCAAUUACGAUAAUGAGCGCCACAUGACCCGCAACCAUCGUGUCAAGAUGCAGAACGAGUUCCUGUCCAAGGAAGACUUCACCUACGAGCGAGUGAACCGUGCCAGUAAGGCAUGUGGUCCCUUGGUUCAAUGGGUUGAGGCUCAAGUCAACUACUCAGCCAUCCUGGACCGCGUCGGACCUUUGCGCGAGGAGGUCGACCAGCUUGAGGAGCAGGCUCUGCAAACUAAAGCAGAGGCACAGGCUAUCGAGAAUACCAUUCAGGGCUUGGAGAGCAGUAUCGCCACCUACAAGGUCGAGUACGCUGCCCUGAUCAGCGAGACUCAGGCAAUCAAGACCGAGAUGUCCCGGGUCCAAUUCAAGGUUGAUCGCAGCGUACGUUUGCUCGACAGUCUGGCCUCUGAGCGUGAGCGUUGGGAAGAGGGCAGCAAAUCGUUCGAGACUCAAAUUAGCACCCUCGUUGGCGAUGUACUUAUCGCUGCUGCUUUCCUUGCCUAUGCUGGUCUUUAUGAUCAGCAGUUCCGUAAAGCGAUGAUCGAUGACUGGGUCCACCAGCUUGCUCAGUCUGGCAUCAGUUUCAAGCCCCACAACCCGAUCACGGAGUAUCUUUCCAAUGCCGACGAGCGUCUCACCUGGCAAGCAAACUCUCUCCCUGUCGACGAUCUCUGCACGGAGAACGCCAUCAUCCUGAAGCGGUUCAACAGAUACCCUCUGAUUGUCGACCCAUCCGGUCACGACUCUUUCGUCAAGCAACUGGAGAGCGCGCUGCGUUUUGGAAACCCUAUUCUUAUCCAGGAUGCAGAACAUUUGGACCCGAUUCUCAACCACGUCCUCAAUAAAGAAUACCAGAAAACUGGCGGUCGCGUUCUUAUCCAGCUCGGCAAGCAAGAGAUUGAUUUCUCCCCAUCGUUCAAGCUGUUCCUUUCGACCAGAGAUCCUUCUGCGCAAUUCCCACCGGAUGUUUGCAGUCGGACCACCUUUGUCAACUUUACGGUCACACAGAGCAGUUUGCAGACGCAGUCGCUCAACGAUGUUCUCAAGUUUGAGCGGCCCGACGUGGAUGAACGUCGCAACAACCUGGUCAAGAUGCAAGGCGAGUUCAAGGUCCAUCUUCGACAGCUUGAGAAGCGCCUGCUACAGGCCCUGAACGAAUCUCGUGGUAACAUUCUUGAUGACGACAAUGUCAUCGAAACGCUCGAGACUCUCAAGAAGGAGGCUGCCGAAAUCUCGAAGAAGAUGUCUGAGACGGAGGGCGUCAUGUCUGAAGUCGAAAGCAUUACUCACCAGUACAGCAGCAUUGCCCGGGCAUGCAGUGCCGUUUUUGCAGUCCUGGAGCAGCUUCACCAUAUCAACCACUUCUACCAGUUCUCGCUUCAGUACUUUGUCGACAUCUUCAAUGCUGUUCUCUACCAGAACAAGCGCCUUGCCCAAGAGAAGGACCACGCGGCUCGUGUGCAGAUCAUCAUUCAGGAUCUGUUUAUUACCACCUAUCAGCGGACCUCGCUGGGUCUCGUACAGAAGGACCGCAUUACAUUGGCGAUUCUUCUUGCCCAGGCUACGCCUUUCCCCAUGGAUAGAGCCAUAUUAGACCGCAUUCUGGAUGAGUCCGUUGAGGAUACUGAUCUCUCGACAGCCUCCGACGCCCGCGAGCAGGUGAUGAGCAAACUCCUCAAUAUCCCGCUCUUCAAGGAGCUCGUUCCCGAAAUCCCUCAAGAUCAGUGGGAUCGCUUCUUCACUGAGGAAAUUGCAGAGAACGCAGUUCCUGUCGUCUGGAAAGAGGAUACCCCCAAACUGGACCAGUUGCUCCGAUCAUUGCUUCUUGUCAAGCUUUGCCGCAUGGAUCGAUUUGUCCCGACUGCCGAGCGCUUCGUUGAGGCCGUGUUUGGCCGGGAACUCUACGAAGGCAGUAGUGAUCUUAAGGACGUGGUCGACCAAGUCACAGCGACAACCCCUAUCGCUCUCAGUUCCAGCCCUGGCUUCGAUGCCAGUUACAAGGUAGAUGCACUGGUUGAGCGCACGCAUGCCACCUGCGCCAACAUUGCCAUGGGUUCAAAUGAAGGUCUCGAAAGCGCAGACAAGGCAAUCAGCAACGCCGCGGCAACAGGUAACUGGGUGCUUGUCAAGAACGUCCAUCUGGCGCCUUCGUGGCUCCAGAGUCUGGAAAAGAGAUUGGAUUCUCUCAAGCCUCACAAGGAGUUCCGGCUCUUCUUGUCUAUGGAAUCCAGCCCCAAGAUCCCGGUCAACCUCAUCCGUGCCUCUCGCGUGUUGAUGUACGAGCAGCCUGCUGGUGUCCGCGCCAACAUGAAGGACUCUCUGUCUUCUUUGACUACUCGUGUCAGCAACGCCCCCGUGGAGAAGGCUCGUGUUUACCUUCUCCUCUGCUUCCUCCACGCUGUGGUCCAAGAACGUCUCCGCUACGCACCAAACCUCGGAUGGAAGGGCUUCUGGGAGUUUAAUGACAGCGACUACGAAUGUUCAGCUAAUAUCAUCGAUCACUGGGUCAACGUAGUGGCCCAAGGCCGUUCCAACGUCGCACCCCAGAAACUGCCCUGGGAGAUGAUCCGCACCCUCAUCACAGAGAUGUACGGUGGCAAGAUUGACGACGCCGGCGACUUCCAGCAACUAGACGGCCUAGUCAACAACUUCCUCACCCCCGCCGCCUUCGAAGACGAGCACAAACUCGUUUCAGGCGUUGAGAACGACGAGCUCCUCACACUGCCUAGCGGCACUAGCAUCCGCGACUUCAUCAGCUGGGUGAACAAUCUCCCCGAGCGCGAGCCGCCCACUUACUUGGGUCUCCCAGCCAAUGCAGAAAAGCUCCUGCUUGUUGGCCAUGGUCGCAAGAUGAUCUCGGACUUGUCUCGUAUCACCACGCUUCUGGAUGAAGGCGAGCAGCUGAUGGUUGACAACUAG